Closterium sp. Yama58-4 is the source of this 2004-nucleotide messenger RNA. NCBI's taxonomy places the organism in Eukaryota, Viridiplantae, Streptophyta, Zygnematophyceae, Desmidiales, Closteriaceae. The record is from the annotation of a GenBank genome assembly.
AUGGCUCAGGAAGGCCAGAUAAAUAAGCCAGCGUUGGGGUUGCAUGCAUUGAGCAGUUCCCCUCAGCGGCUCAGCCAUUUUCGGCUUCAGCAAGGGGGGAGGCAGGCUCCACCCACCGACGCAGGUCCCCCCCUCCCUACUUCCCAGCUCUUCCCCGUCAUGUUCCGCUUCGUCAUGAAUCGUGAUCGGCAGCAGCAUCAGCAGCAGCAGCAGCAGCAGCAGCAGGAGCAUGUCGCGGCGCGUUUGCCUCGCAACGGUCAAGGGGACGUGGCCGUUAACUGUUCGUCACCGCAUCAUGCGCCGUAUUCCCCGAGAACCAACGCGCAGCAGCAACCAUCUUCCGCCAACGGCUCGAGACCCCUUCAACAGCCUUUGGCGGAGCCGUCGCAGCGCGGUUAUGCGACCGGCGGCGGCGAAUACGGCCGCGACAGUCACCAUUCGCCGCAGCGCAACCAGUCGUCGCACCAGCCGUCGUCGCAGCCGUCGCACAAGAAUCGCAGCCCGAUCGCGCGCUCUCGCCACGACGCGUCCCGCUUUCCCGACGACGCGCAACCCUCUGCACUCCCGGACCUCGCGGACCCCGACUCCGCGCCCGCCGGCCGUCCGCUGCCCUUCUUCUUCCCCAUGCGCCCCUCCGCGCGCGCCUCCUCUCCGCCUGACGGGCAGGAGCGGGGAAGAGGCGGAAGGGAAGGGGAACGAAUGGGUAUGCUCGACAUGUCGCUAGGCCUCACCUCCUCCCCCUCGCGCUCCCUGCUCCGCUUGCCCUCUGCCUCUGCCUCUGCCUCUGCCGCUGCUGCCGCUGCUGCUGGUGGUGCUGGUAGCGGCUCCCAUGCGGCAGCUCAUGAUGCCACUGUUGGUUCUCCCCGUUCCUACGCUGCUACUCACGGUGCUGCUGGUGGUACUGCGGAUGGAGGCGCGGCAGGUGGGGCGGUGGAGAAGGCGGACCUGCGGCUGGAGGAGUUCAUGGUGCAGCACGACAUGGAGAACUGCUACAUGUGGGCCUUCCGCGUGCGCCCGCACAACGCGCUCGGCAAGAUGCAGCUGCGCUCCUACAUGAACGGCCACUCCCGGUUUGGAGAGCCGCAGUUCCCGUUCAGCGCGGAGAAGGGCUUUGUGCGGUCGCACCGCAUGCAGCGCAAGCGGUACAAGGGGCUGUCCAACCCGCAGUGCAUUCACGGCGUGCAGUUCCUGCGCACUCCCGACCUCUCCUGCGUGCCCCCGCACGAGCGCCAGCGCUGGAUCGACCUCACAGGCCGCGAGUGGGGCUUUGUGUUGACCAACGAAGCGGACGAGUUCAGUGACUGGCGCAUCUCCUCCCUCUCCCAAGACACCACCACUGCCACCGCUGCUGCCUCUUCUGGGGCUGCCGGCACUGCUGCUGCCUCUGGCGCUGCUGCUACUACCUCUGCUGUUUCGGCACCGGAGCAAGAGGACUCGCAGUCGCACCAGUCGCUGUCUGAGGGAGGAGGCGGAGCAAAGGGCAGGGAGGAGAUGGAGGUGGAGGUAUCAAAGGAGGGGUCACCCCAGGAGCAGUCGGAGGAGCAGAUUGUGCAGCCGCCCUACUGGCUCUCGGAGUGCUACGGCGUGCUCACCCAGGUGUCCGGCCCUGUGACAUGUGCCAAGACACUGUACGAGGAUGCCACGUCAUUCCUUAUCCUCGUCAGCCUGCCCUUUGCUGACCUGUCCAAGCUCCGGGUGACGUGGCGCAACUCCCUCUCGCAUGGCAUUGUCAAGGUGCAAUGUGCCUCCUCCAUGCGCCAGCCCACCCUGAUCCGCUGGAACCGCGCCUUCCAUCUCACCGACGCGCACCCAGAGCACUGCCCCCCGGGAGAGUUCGUGCGCGAGAUAGUGCUGCCCUCCAGGAUCCCCGACAGCGCAGAUGUCAAGGCUUUCUUCUCGGACAGCGGUGGGGGCGUGGAGAUUCUGGUGCCUAAGCUGGUGCCUGUAAGCCAGUAUCAUGAGAGGGAGGUGCGGGUGUUUCUGCCUCCCAAGACCGCAAGCUGA